Clonostachys solani is the source of this 273-nucleotide messenger RNA. The record is from the annotation of a GenBank genome assembly. Lineage: Eukaryota; Fungi; Ascomycota; Sordariomycetes; Hypocreales; Bionectriaceae.
AUGAAGGUCUUCGCCAUUGUCGCUACUCUUCUCGCUGGCUCUGCCAUGGCCGCCCAGAAGGCUGCUGCUCCUCAAGCCGCCAACGCCCCUACCUUCGGCAACCUCCUUGACAUCAUGAGCAAGGUCGUCGAGGCCAUUGGCCAGCGCGUCCCUGAGCUCCAGAGCGAUGCUGCUACCGUCAGCGCUUCCCUCGACGCCUUCAAGCAGUCCGCUGCUUCCGUCAAGGUUGGCUCCCUCGUCGGCGAGGCUGGCGCCGCUGCCUCCCCCCAGUAG